Molecule: messenger RNA, 3612 nt
Organism: Cyclospora cayetanensis
Lineage: Eukaryota; Apicomplexa; Conoidasida; Eucoccidiorida; Eimeriidae
Product: phosphoglucan, water dikinase, chloroplastic
Exons: 13
Coding region: 1-3612 (1203 amino acids)
Biological process (GO): phosphorylation
Molecular function (GO): starch binding; kinase activity; ATP binding
Source: RefSeq, a predicted model, not a curated record
AUGCUGGUGGUGUUCGAGUGCCGCUGCGGCUGGACGGUUCCGGGGCAGUGGCUAGCUGUCGUGGGUUCGGCUAGCCAGCUCGGCGCGUGGGAUGUCAGUCGCGCCGUCAAGCUGCAGACCUCUGCGUCCUCCUUCCCCGUCUGGUCGUCUGGAGAUGUGUGGCUCAGCGAACCCGCGGGAAGGGGGGGCCCCCAGGGGGCCCCCGAUGCUCCCGUGGAGUUCAAAUUCCUGGUGGGCGACCUCGAGGGGUCGGCAGUCAUCUGGGAGCAGCUGCCGUGCAACAGACGCUUGCUGCAGAGAGGCUUCUCUUCGGGAGUGCGUUACAGGGCUUCCUUUGGGGAGGAGGCGCAUGAAGAAAUUCCCCUGGCGCCGUCGUCUCCAGCACCUGCCAAGACACAGCAGCAGCAGCAGCAACACGAGGCAACGUGGAUGGGCAGGAGCAGGGAGUCCUUUUCCUCGUCUUUGAAGCGUCUUGCUUCGGGAGUCGAUCUUUCGCCGCAAUCCGUAUCCGGGGGAGGGGGGGGCCCCUCUUCCCUGUGCGCCGCCCCCGAGGGGCCCCCCUCCCCCAGUUGCACGCAGCUGUUGGGCCCAGGGGGGCCCCCUGCUGCCUCCUCGCCUUCCGGCACGAGCAGAGCUCUGAAGGCGCUCGCUGAAGGCAACGCCUCUGCGCCUUCUUGGGGGGCAAAGUUGGAGUUGGUGAAGCGCACUGUUGCAGCGGCAGGCGACGGAAUAAGCCUCGCGAGAGCCUCCCCCGAGCAGCUCGUCGCUGCAAUCGACGCCUUGUGUUAUGCGGGAAUCUACACCGAGUUUGUGCGCCAAGGAGCCGUUAGCUGCCAAGAGGACGGCCGCCAUUUCAGGCCCAAUCGGCAUGCGAAUCUGUCGAGAGACGUGUCUGUACACCUGGAGCUGCUGCUGCAGGCAGUAGGCUCACGAGGAGACGAUCUCGCUUCAGCUCUCCGGCUAGUCAUUCGGUCCAUCCCGCCGGCGUUGCCUUCUUUCGCGGAUGCCUUUCGAGCCGCGCAGCCUCUUACCCGCAUCCGCAACAUUGCGCAUAGGGACGACAUUCCGAUGGAUUUGAAGAACGAGAUCAAACACACGAUUCAAAACAAGUUGCACCGCUGCGCAGGCCCCGAAGAUUUGGAAACAACGCGCAAUCUUUUGCAGCGGAUCCAAGCAGACAGGAGUCGCUACUCCGUGGGAUUCGUCUCGGAGCUGGAGACUUUCUACGGGGAACUGUGCGCCUUCUUCAAUCAAGCCGAUCUCUGUCAGAGACUGCGGGAGCUGCGGGCAGGGGAGUCUCCUCGCACUGCAGAAGCGAUUGACAGGUAUCUGGACGCUAAAGCACGAAGCGAUGCUCCAGGCGCAUCUCCAACAAAACUCCUGCUCACCUUAGGGCUCGCAACGGAUCUCCGCAUUGUUCUUACGCUCCAGCUCAGAGAUGCCGGGCAGGUUCCCGAGGGAGAAAUGCAACACACACAAAACAAGCGGAUGGCUGAGUUACAACUCGAAGAUGCAGCAUUCGUCUUGCUGAGUCGCUUGGUGAAUUCCUUCGAGGAACAAGAGACAGGCUUUCGAUGGACCGAUGCUAUAGAAGCGCUGUAUUUGGGGGCACGCAACAUUGAAGCCUCGGGUGUCAGAGCAGAAGAAUGUCGCGCUAUUCAACGAGAGCUGCAGAGUCACGCGCGAGGCGACUUGGAGGAUGACGAGGCCUUGUUGCUGCUGAAAGCCACGGUGGAUCGAACGAGACGCCUCUGUCAAGACAUCACGGAUGUGUUGCUUGCCGUUUUCGCGCACAGAGUCGAGCUUUUGGGAGGCUUGUUAGGCGUUGAUCCGCUGUACCGAGCCGUUUAUGCUGAAGGCAGGAUUCGCAGCAAUGUCGUCUUCCAGCUUUCCAAGGUUUCCCACGUUUUGCUGCGCAGUCUGAGGCAGCAUCUCCAUCAGCAGCCGUAUGACGUGCUCGUCGCGGGCUGCUUCGUUGGCUCCGUCGCCGUCUUCGAGACUCUCAGCGCUGCUGCCUCGGCACUGCUCCUCAACACCAGCCAACGAACGUCGAACUGCUCGAAAGCAAACACCUCAGAAGAUGCACCAUACAAGCCGCUUCUUGUUUGCGCAAGGACUGCAUCUGGAGAUGAAGAGGUGGCUGGCAUUGACUGCGGAGGAACCUGCGCUGCAGGAGUUGUGAUUGGCCACGACAUUCCCAUUCUUAGCCAUCUAGGUGUGCGAGCUCGGCAGCAGCGGCUUCCUUUCGUUGCUUGCCAAGACUCGACUGCCUUUGACUUCUUCUGUGCUCUGGACGGCCAGUGGGUGGAAGUGGCUGCGUUUCCGGAGAGCUUCAGCUGCCGAACGCUUGAAGCUGCAGACGCAGCGACGGCUGUAGAGGAACAGCGCAAGGCUAGGCUUUGGCAGAAACGUAGUAGCGAAGACGAGGAGGUUGUAGUAGCCCCCUUUGCCAGAAGCGGCUCGUUUGCAUUCGGAUCGCUCGUACAGGCGGCCCGAUACGUUGAGUCGUCCUCGCAGCCACCGCAGCUGCUUCCGUCUGAACGCAUAAAGUUGGCUAGCUGCGGUGCAAAGGCUGCAACUUGCGCGCGCUUAGAGGCGGCAGCAGAUGCAGCACUUCAAAAAGACGAAGAACCUGUCUUUAGAGCUCCUAAGUGUCUCUGUCUUCCAUUCGGCUCCAUGGAAUGGGCUUUGCAUGCGGAAGGCCAUCAUGAAGCGUUUCAUGCGCUGCUCAAGGAGCUCGAUGCUGCCGAUUUCGACGCUGAGGAACUCGAAAAGCUGUGCAGUCGCAUGCAGCAGCUCAUCCUCACACUGCCGCUACCCAACGGCGUUCACCAAACAGUUAAACUUUUCUUUGGUCCCAAGGCACGCCUCUGCCUCCGUUCUUCUGCCAACGUGGAGGACCUGGCCGGGAUGUCUGCUGCAGGCCUGUACGAGUCCGUGUGCAACGUUCCGGUUUGCGAUGUAACGGCCAUACAAUCUGCCGUCUGCACUGUAUGGGCAUCUCUUUUCUCUCGGCGUGCAGUGCUCGCGCGCAAAGUUGCGAACAUUCCACAGCGGGAAGCCUGCAUGGCGGUGCUCUUCCAGGAGUUGCUUGUGCCGGAGCUGAGCUUCAUCUUGCACACAGGAGGCAUCGAUCGACAUCCAGCAAGUAGCGAUAGCGACUUUACAGAGGCCUCAACGCAAGACACCCAGCCCCAGACACCUGAAGUGUAUGCAGAGCUUGCACCUGGACUUGGAGAGAUACUCGCCAGUGCGCGCAUGCGAGGCUCUGCCUACAGAAUGCUGGUGGAUAGGGAAACAGGGGCGUACAAACUGCUUUCCGCGUGCAGUUUCUCAAACGUAAUAAUGCCCGUUAUACCUCGGAGCAAGAGCUACAUGACGCUACGCGACAACGGAAGUGUUGCACCCGCCACACCUACCCUAGAGCCUGAAAAGCUCUUGCGGGUGAAGGUGUAUGACCAGACAGCUGACCCUUUUGCCUCUCGGGAACUGCGCGCUCAAGCGGCAAAACAAAUUGCUGCAGUUGCAGUUGCGCUCGGGGAACCGCAGGAUGUGGAGGGUGUCUUCACCAAGGCCGGGCUCUUCAUUGUGCAGGCAAGGCCGCAGGCAUGA